AUGCCUCACGCAGUCAAUGUUUGCUGCCCGCGAGUGACCACCAGGUUCCUGGUGACUCACGCAGCGAAGAACCCAUCCAUCAGCAACAACUACGACUACAUCGGCAAGACACCGCUCCUGAACACCUUGACGGAGCCCCUUGCACCGAAAAUUCGCUCCUAUAUCGAGAAAUGCGCGGCCCUCUGCCGUCCCAGGGACAUCUACAUCUGCGAUGGCAGCGAGACUGAGUACGAUCACUUGUUGAAUCUGCUGGAGAAAAGCGGUACCAUCACGCCGUUGCCAAAAUAUGAAAAUUGCUGGCUGGCGAGAACGAAUCCAGCGGACGUGGCCAGAGUGGAGAAACGCACGUUUAUCAGCACCGAAUCGAGACGUGAAACGAUUCCCAUCCCUCGCGAUGGCGUCACUGGUGAACUGGGCAAUUGGAUCUCCCCUACCGAAAUGGACCACGCGAUCCUGGAACGGUUUCCAGGAUGCAUGAAAGGUCGAACGAUGUACGUUAUCCCAUUCAGCAUGGGUCCAGUGGGAUCUCCUCUGUCAAAAAUCGGCAUAGAGAUCACCGACUCCCCGUACGUCGUCUGUUCGAUGAGGAUAAUGACCAGAAUGGGCAGGGAGGUACUCGAAGCACUGGGAAACGACGAUUUCGUCAGGUGCUUACACUCCGUCGGUGUCCCGAAAUUGGACGCAAAGGUGGCCGUCGUUCCGUCGUGGCCGUGCGAUCCCGAAAGGACCAUAAUUCUUCACAAACCGGCCACAAACGAGAUCGUUUCGUACGGUAGCGGUUACGGGGGCAACUCGUUGCUCGGGAAGAAAUGCUUCGCUCUGAGGAUCGGCUCGACGAUCGCCAAGAGAGAGGGUUGGCUCGCCGAGCACAUGCUCAUACUGGGUGUCACGAAUCCGAAAGGUAAAAAACGUUAUAUCGCGGCCGCGUUCCCGAGCGCGUGCGGCAAAACGAAUCUGGCGAUGAUGCAGCCGAGCCUGCCCGGUUACAAGAUCGAGUGCGUGGGCGACGACAUCGCCUGGAUGAGAUUCGAUCGUGACGGGAAGCUGCGCGCCAUCAAUCCGGAGAACGGUUUCUUCGGGGUCGCACCGGGCACCAGCCGCGGGACGAAUCCGAACGCAAUGAGGACCAUCUUCAAGAACACGAUCUUCACCAACGUGGCCGCGACCAGCGACGGCGGAGUAUUCUGGGAGGGGCUCGAGAAGGAGAUCAGCGAAAACGUCGAGAUCACCGACUGGCGAGGCAACAAGUGGUCCAAAGAAUCCAAGACACCCGCCGCUCAUCCGAAUUCCCGAUUCUGCAGCCCUGCAAGACAGUGUCCCAUCAUCGAUCCCGCCUGGGAGGAUCCCGACGGUGUCCCCAUAGACGCUAUACUCUUCGGAGGACGAAGGCCCGAUGGUGUUCCUCUGAUCUAUCAGGCACGAAACUGGCAACACGGCGUCUUCAUUGGAGCUUCGAUGAGGUCCGAGGCGACCGCCGCUGCUGAACACAAGGGAAAAGUGAUCAUGCACGACCCUUUCGCGAUGAGACCGUUCUUCGGCUACAAUUUCGGCCGCUAUCUCGAUCACUGGCUGAGCAUGGCCGACGUGCGGAACGCCAAGCUGCCGGCGGUGUUCCACGUGAAUUGGUUCAGAAAGGGAGCAGACGGGAAGUUCCUCUGGCCAGGAUUCGGCGAGAAUUCCCGUGUCCUGGACUGGAUCCUUCGCAGGAUCGACGGGGAGGACAUCGCCGUGGAAUCUCCCGUCGGUCUUCUGCCGAGAUUCGAUUCGUUUAACUUGGACAGCAUGGAGGACCACGUGAGCAUGGAUGAGUUGUUCAGAUUGCCAGGAGACUUCUGGCGGAAAGAAGUCGAAGACCUUAGAACGUAUUUUGACGCCCAGGUCGGGGACGAUUUGCCGCUGGUUAUUUGUUCUGAGCUCGAUCAUCUUGCCAGUAAGGUUACCAUGUUGGAAUAACGCCUCCUUAAUCCUUAUUGUUUCUUCAAAUCGAAUAGAAAGGGACGUCUUAUG
Dufourea novaeangliae is the source of this 2007-nucleotide messenger RNA. Its product is annotated as phosphoenolpyruvate carboxykinase [GTP]-like. The transcript is spliced from 7 exons. The coding region runs from base 1 to 1953 and encodes 650 amino acids. Gene Ontology annotation, cellular component: cytosol. The record is from RefSeq and is a predicted model, not a curated record. Gene Ontology annotation, molecular function: manganese ion binding; GTP binding; phosphoenolpyruvate carboxykinase (GTP) activity. Gene Ontology annotation, biological process: cellular response to dexamethasone stimulus; propionate catabolic process; gluconeogenesis. NCBI's taxonomy places the organism in Eukaryota, Metazoa, Arthropoda, Insecta, Hymenoptera, Halictidae.